AUGUCAGAUUGGGACUCAGUUACUAUAAUAGGUCAAAAAGCUAGAAUUGGUGGUGGUGGACCAAGAGAAAAUGUUGCAAAAACACAGUCACAGUUAAAUGCUGCAAGAAGACAAGGUCUUGUGGUUGGAACUGAAAAAAAAUAUGGUACAUCGAAUACAAAGUCAAAUCCAGAGGGUCAAAGAUUAACAAAAUUAGAUGCUACUGAUGAUGUUGUCGCAGUUAAAAAAGUAGAUACUAGUGUUGGAAAAGCUAUUCAAAAAGCAAGACAAGAAAAGAAAUUUACUCAAAAGGAUUUAGCAACCAAAGUUAACGAAAAACCAAAUGUUAUUAAUGAUUAUGAAGCUGGUAGAGCAGUACCAAAUCAACAAUUAUUAGGUAAACUAGAAAGAGCAUUAGGUGUUAAGUUAAGAGGUAAAAAUAUUGGUGAACCAUUAUUUGCUAAAAAAUCAUAA
Molecule: messenger RNA, 453 nt
Organism: Lodderomyces jiufengensis
Lineage: Eukaryota; Fungi; Ascomycota; Pichiomycetes; Serinales; Debaryomycetaceae
Gene: MBF1
Product: Mbf1p
Exons: 1
Coding region: 1-453 (150 amino acids)
Cellular component (GO): nucleus
Molecular function (GO): DNA binding
Source: RefSeq, a predicted model, not a curated record